Molecule: messenger RNA, 2556 nt
Organism: Dufourea novaeangliae
Lineage: Eukaryota; Metazoa; Arthropoda; Insecta; Hymenoptera; Halictidae
Product: glucose dehydrogenase [FAD, quinone]-like
Exons: 7
Coding region: 1-2556 (851 amino acids)
Molecular function (GO): oxidoreductase activity, acting on CH-OH group of donors; flavin adenine dinucleotide binding
Source: RefSeq, a predicted model, not a curated record
AUGUCGUGGAUACCACCAGAUCUGGCGAGCCUUUGUUCAGUACAUCCCACAGUGUCGACAUGUCAACCGUCCACGUUCAUAUUCCUGGCAUUCGUCGCCCGUCUUUUCGGCCAUUCGAAAGAUUCCCAUGAAAUCUUAUUCCACGAUAUCGAAUCACCGAACUCGUCCUGGGGAAUUACGUGUUCGGCCAAGAAGCUUCCGUGUUUCCGAGAAUACAACGACCACAGAAUCGUACGUUACAAAACGGGAAACAUUCCGUUUUCAAACGAUCCGCCGUCAGUGAAAUCAUCGUCCAGUUCGUGGUACAAACCGAGUCCGUAUUUUUCGGCCAAUUUCAAGGAUGAAAGCGAGGAAAGUACGCCCGUUAACGUGCAAACGGAUUCUGCCCGGUUUUAUAGUCCGCGAAUUGGGAUCGCUGGCCAAGGAAUUAUCACCGUGUCGAAAGUUUACGAUGACUUUCUUAUUCCGGAAGAUCGUAAUGCAGACACAGUUCCAUACGUGUCACCAAAUUUUGGAAACAAAUUCAGAGCACACGAUUACAACAUACAAGCACAGCAAAGGAUAACUGACAAUAGAGCAGAUGGACAGAAUUAUCAGCUACCUGGAACUUUUUCGUACAACGUCUGGAAACAAAGAAGUCGAACGAACGAUUAUAUCAGUGGGAAAAAUAUCGAUAACUUUUACUAUCCAAGGAAAUGGGUGGAUAACCAUGGAGCAAAGAAUUUUCCGACUGCGACAAAUCCAUUCGCUAAAGAGUACGAUUUUAUUAUCGUGGGGGCAGGAUCGGCUGGUUGCGUUCUUGCCAACAGGCUGAGUGAAGUUAGAAACUGGAAGAUAUUGCUCUUGGAAGCUGGCAUCGAAGAACCGGUGGUUGCCGAUAUUCCGGCGUUCGCCUCGAUGCUGCAAGCCAGUAACAUCGAUUGGAUGUACCGCACGCAACCGGAACAACACUCUUGUCGAUCCAGACGUGGCGGCAGUUGUGCGUGGGCAAGGGGCAAAGUAAUGGGUGGUUCCAGUACGGUGAAUUACAUGAUCUACAUCCGAGGAAACCCGAAAGAUUACGAUGACUGGGCCGAGAAGGGGAAUUAUGGAUGGAGUUACGGUGAAGUUCUACCAUAUUUUCUCAAAUCAGAAAACAACGAAGACCCGGAGGUCGUGAAGGAGAAUCCCCAUUACCAUGGCCAGGGGGGCUACCAGAACGUCGAGCGAUUUCCCCACCCCGACCCGAACACGGACAUCCUAAUAAACGCGUGGAUGGAACUCGGACACGAGUCAGUGGAUGCCAACACGGAAAGGCAGCUAGGCGUGAUGAGACUGCAAACGACUUCGGUUCACGGAAUGCGCCAAAGCACGAACGGCGCGUUCAUCAGACCGAUCCGCCGUAAACGAAAGAAUCUAACGAUCGAGACUAGGGCUCACGUCACCAGAAUCUUGAUAGAUGAAAGGACGAAACGCGCGACGGGCGUGGAGUACGUUUCAACCGAAACAGGAGUGACCAAAGUCGCUAUGACGCGAAAGGAGGUGAUCCUAUCCGGGGGCGCGAUCAAUUCACCCAAAUUGCUGAUGCUCUCCGGCGUAGGUCCUGCUCAGGAGUUACAGAGACACGGUAUCAAGGUCGUUAGCGAUUUACCAGUUGGGAAAAACCUCCAGGAUCACGUGACAAUGGACGGUUUGGUGAUCGCAGUGAACGGGACUGCGACGAGCAAGAAUAACCAAGCGAAGAUGGACGACAUCUUCCUCUAUCGGAAGACACGGAUGGGCCCCUUGUCCGCGACUGGACCUCUGUCCUGCGGAGUAUUCGUCCAGACGAUAUUCGAACAAAUACACGGCCUGCCUGAUAUUCAAUACAGCUUCGACGCAAGCAAUCAAAUGGACUAUAUCAACGACCCCGCGGAGUUUGGCGAAACAGCCGUUGAGCCUUUGGCUUAUUACGACGCCAUCAACAUUAGACCGAUUUUACUGGCACCAAGAAGCCGUGGUUUCCUGUUGCUUAACGACACGGAUCCUCUGUGGGGACCACCAUUGAUUUAUCCCAGAUCAUUUAUCGCCUAUCCAGACGCGGAGAUCAUGGUGGAGGGGAUAGAGGUCGCUCUGAACUUGUUCCGGACAAGGUCGUUCCGUGAACACGGACUGCGGCUGAUCGACGUGCCUUUGCCUGGUUGCAGACACUUUCGAUUCGGCACCAGAGAUUACUGGAAGUGCGUGGCGAUGGAGUACACCGCGACGAUUUAUCAUCCGGUGGGUACUUGCAAAAUGGGACCGAAAUGGGACCCGGAAGCGGUCGUGGAUCCAAGAUUAAGGGUGUACGGGGUCUUUGGCUUGAGGGUCGUCGACGCUUCGGUGAUGCCGAAAAUUGUUAGAGGGAACACGAACGCUCCGACUAUCAUGAUCGCGGAGAAAGCCAGCGAUAUGAUUAAGGAGGAAUGGCGAAUACGAGGACGAGGCAGAAGUCGCGACAACGGAUAUUCGAACAGACAAAACCGGAGAGAGCAGUAUGUUCACAGUGAAUUAGAGAAAUAUUCCCACACUAAGGAAUUGUUAACUGCCAAACGAUGA